Messenger RNA from Arabidopsis arenosa, 1755 nucleotides. NCBI's taxonomy places the organism in Eukaryota, Viridiplantae, Streptophyta, Magnoliopsida, Brassicales, Brassicaceae. The record is from the annotation of a GenBank genome assembly.
CUUUUCGUUUUUGGCUUUCACCGGCGUGGAUCUCCGGUGACGGGAGAUUCUGAAUUUUGGAGAUAUUUAGAUCAUGUAUAGAGAGAGAGGUGUGGUUGGAUCGAAGUCGGAGGUUGUCGAUCGGAAACGAAUAAACGAGAUUCACGAUAAUCGACCCUCGCAUUCGAUGUCUCAGCCUGUCAAUGGAAAAGGCAAGGUAACAGCGACCUCCGUUUUGAUGGGAAAGCAGCAAUUGCAUGAUAGGGAUUCACGUUCUGGUUCUAUCUCCAAGACUAACAUUUCCGACGCUGUGGAUAUAUCAGACACAGACAGCGAAGAAUCAGAAGUUAGUGGUUCUGAUGGAGAGGAUACCUCAUGGAUAUCUUGGUUUUGCAACCUUCGUGGGAACGAGUUCUUCUGUGAAGUUGAUGAUGAUUACAUCCAGGAUGACUUUAACUUGUGUGGACUGAGCCAUCAAGUUCCUUACUACGACUAUGCCCUUGAUUUAUUUUUGGAUGUGGAGUCUUCGCAUGGUGAGAUGUUUACAGAGGAACAGAAUGAAUUAAUCGAGUCAGCAGCAGAGAUGCUAUAUGGAAUGAUUCAUGCUCGUUACAUAUUGACAAGCAAAGGGCUGGCUUCUAUGUUAGACAAGUACAAAAACUAUGACUUUGGAAGAUGCCCAAGAGUUUAUUGUUGUGGCCAACCUUGUUUACCAGUCGGGCAAUCUGAUAUCCCUCGAGCAAGUACCGUAAAGAUAUAUUGCCCCAAAUGUGAAGACGUUUACUACCCACGAUCAAAGUACCAAGGAAACAUAGAUGGAGCUUACUUUGGGACAACGUUUCCACAUCUGUUCUUGAUGACGUACGGACAUCUGAAGCCACAAAAGGCAUCACAAAGCUACACUCCAAGAGUGUUUGGGUUCAAGUUACACAAGCCGAACUUGGUUAGUCGUUCGGGGAUCCCUCGGGGGAGUUUUGUAUCUGAUCAAAUUAGGAGAUUUGGUUCUCUUUCCGGCGUCGAGAGAUGUUCUUCUAAUGGGUGGUUGAUGUCCUAUGAUGACGCUAGAGUCUCAUUCGGGAGAUUACCCAGCUCUGUGAGCUUACUUCAGAGACGGCAUUUUCUGGGUUGUGGAGAUGGGGAAGAAGGAGGUGGUGAGUUAUCAAAGAUCUACGAAGAGAGACGUGUCUUAGGGUACUCUCCGGAGCAAUUGUUUAACGUAGUUGCAGCUGUAGACUUGUACCACGGAUUUGUUCCUUGGUGUCAACGCUCCGAGGUUCUUAAAGAAUACCCAGAUGGCUCAUUUGAUGCUGAAUUGGAGAUUGGUUUCAAGUUUCUUGUUGAGAGUUACAUUUCCCAUGUUGAAUCCGAAAGGCCGAAAUGGAUUAAGACAACAGCGAGGGACACCGGCCUAUUUGACCAUUUGAUAAACCUCUGGCAAUUUAAGCCAGGACCCAUUCCAGGAACCUGUGACCUUCAUUUCCAUGUAGAUUUCAAAUUCAACUCACCUCUCUAUCGCCAGGUGGCUUCGAUGUUCUUAAAGGAGGUAGCAACAAGACUUGUGGGGGCAUUUAGUGAUCGAUGCCGACUAGUGUAUGGUCCAGGAGUCCAAGUAGAUGAAAACGCAUAUGAGCAAAGAGCUUGAGACAUAUCUAUAUAUAUAAUGGAAGUAACAAAUCAGUUUAGUUUUCAUCUUGUUUGCUAGAGAGCGAUUGCGCAUAGCAUGUUUUGUUUUUCAUAUAUAUGAAUGCUUUUGCAUAAGAAAAUGAACACAUUAGA